Messenger RNA from Pyrgilauda ruficollis (rufous-necked snowfinch), 3317 nucleotides. It is a transcript of the gene MAN2B1, whose product is annotated as mannosidase alpha class 2B member 1. Gene Ontology annotation, biological process: mannose metabolic process. Gene Ontology annotation, cellular component: lysosome. The record is from RefSeq and is a predicted model, not a curated record. Gene Ontology annotation, molecular function: carbohydrate binding; alpha-mannosidase activity. NCBI's taxonomy places the organism in Eukaryota, Metazoa, Chordata, Aves, Passeriformes, Passeridae.
CGGGGCGACCCCCGCCUGUCAUGUGAGGGCGCGGUCACGUGAGCGCCGCUGUCAUGGCGGUGCCCGGAGCGGCGGCGCUGCCGCUGCUGCUGCUCCUGAGCGGGGCGGCCGCGGGCUGCGGGUACCAGUCGUGCCCCCCGACCCGGCCGGACAUGCUGAACGUGCACCUGGUGCCGCACUCGCACGACGACGUGGGCUGGCUCAAGACGGUGGAUCAGUACUACUAUGGGGUGCGGAACCAGGAGCAGCACGCGGGCGUGCAGUACAUCCUGGACUCGGUGGUGGCCCAGCUGGCCGCCGAGCCCUCGCGGCGCUUCGUCUACGCCGAGGUGGCGUUCCUGGCACGGUGGUGGCGGCAGCAGGGCCCGGCCACGCGCAGGCUGCUCAGGGAGCUGGUGCAGCAGGGACGGCUGGAGCUGGUCGGGGGGGGCUGGUGCAUGAACGACGAGGCCGCGGCUCACUACGGGGGGGCCCUGCAGCAGCUGGCCCUGGGCCGGCGCUUCCUGCGCCGCCUCUUCGGGGGCUGCGGCACGCCGCGCGUGGCCUGGCAGAUCGACCCCUUCGGGCACGCCCGCGAGCUGGCCGCCACCUUCGCCCAGAUGGGCUACGACGGGCUCUUCGUGGGCCGUGUGGACUACCAGGACAAGUGGGCGCGGCAGCAGCGCCGGGAGCUGGAGCUGCUCUGGAGGGGCAGCGAGAGCCUGGCCCCCCCCCCGGCUGGCAUCUUCACCGGGAUCCUGCCCAACAUGUACAACCCCCCCGCGGGGCUGUGCUGGGACCAGCUCUGCACCGACCCCCCCGUGGUGGACGGGGACGGCCCCGAGCGCAACGUGGACGCCGUGGUCACCUCCUUCCUGCAGGCAGCGGCCACCCAGGUCCUGCCAGGGGGACAGGGGGGCUGGGACCCCCGGGGGGGGGUUCCCAAAGGUGCCUGUCCCACUGGGGUGGGGGUCCCGAGUGUCCCUGUCCCCCUGGGAUGGGUGUCCUGGGUGUCCCUGUCCCCUGGGUCCCCCAGGCCCCUGAAGACGGACGAUUUCUUCCCCUACUCGGAUGGGCCCCAUCAGUUCUGGACCGGCUACUUCAGCAGCCGCCCGGCCUUCAAGGGCUACGAGCGGCUCAGCAGCGGCUUCCUGCAGAUCUGCAGCCAGCUGGAAGCCCUGGCCGGGCCCUCGGCACGGGACGGUCCCUACGGCCCUGGGGACAGCUCGGUGCUCCGUGAGGCCGUGGCUGUGGCCCAGCACCACGACGCCGUGGCCGGCACCGAGAGGCAGCACGUGGCCGACGACUACGCCCGGCAGCUGGCCAAGGGCUGGGACAGCUGCCAGGUGCUGGUGGCCAACGCCCUGUCCCUCCUGGGGGGCACCAAGGACCCCCUGGUGUUCUGCAACGCCCUCAACAUCAGCGUGUGCCCCCUCAGCGAGACCACCCCUCACUUCACCGUGAUCCUCUACAACCCCCUGGCCUGGGGCGUGACCUGGCCCGUGCGGCUGCCGGUCAGGGCCACCUCGUACUCUGUCACCGACCCUCAGGGCCAGCCCGUGGCCAGCCAGGUGGUCCCGGUGUCCGGCGUGACCCGGCGGCUGCGGGGCGGCGCCGGGAGGGCCCCGUGGGAGCUCCUGUUCCAGGCCUGGGCCCCCCCCUUGGGGUUCAGCACCUUUGAGGUGAAGCAGCUGAGCCCGGGAACCCUCUGGGACCCCUCCAGGUGGCCCUCGGGGACCCCCUGGGACCCUCCCAGGUGGCCCUCGGGGGACCCAGAGCCGCAGAUUGAGAACGAGCACCUGCGGGUCCGGUUCGACCCCGUCACGGGGCACCUGCUGGAGAUCCAGAACCUGGCCAAGGGCAUCUCGCUGCCCGUCUUCCAGAGCUUCUACUGGUACAACGCCAGCGCCGGGGACGGGCUCAGCCCCCAGGCCUCGGGUGCUUACAUCUUCCGGCCCAACGCCUCCACGCCCAUCCCCGUGGCCAAACGCGCGGCCACGCACCUGCUCAAGACGGCGCUGGUGCAGGAGGUGCAGCAGAACUUCUCGGCGUGGUGCUCGCAGGUGCUGCGGCUGCGCCCGGGGCAGCCUUACCUGGAGCUGGAGUGGACCGUGGGGCCCAUCCCCGUGGCGUGACCUCCCAGGUGGCCCUCGGGGGACCCAGAGCCGCAGAUUGAGAACGAGCACCUGCGGGUCCGGUUCGACCCCGUCACGGGGCACCUGCUGGAGAUCCAGAACCUGGCCAAGGGCAUCUCGCUGCCCGUCUUCCAGAGCUUCUACUGGUACAACGCCAGCGCCGGGGACGGGCUCAGCCCCCAGGCCUCGGGUGCUUACAUCUUCCGGCCCAACGCCUCCACGCCCAUCCCCGUGGCCAAACGCGCGGCCACGCACCUGCUCAAGACGGCGCUGGUGCAGGAGGUGCAGCAGAACUUCUCGGCGUGGUGCUCGCAGGUGCUGCGGCUGCGCCCGGGGCAGCCUUACCUGGAGCUGGAGUGGACCGUGGGGCCCAUCCCCGUGGCGGACGGGCUGGGCAAGGAGGUGAUCAGCCGCUUCGAGACGCCGCUGCGCACGGCCGGCCGCUUCUACACCGACUCCAACGGGCGCCAGGUGCUGGAGCGCAGGCGUGACUACCGGCCCACCUGGAACCUGAGCCAGAGCGAGCCCGUGGCAGGGAAUUACUACCCUGUGAACACCCGGAUCUUCAUCAAGGACGAGAAGCUGCAGCUGACGGUGCUGACGGAUCGCUCGCAGGGCGGCAGCAGCCUCCUGGACGGCUCCCUGGAGCUGAUGGUGCACCGGCGGCUGCUGAACGACGACAACCGGGGGCUGCGGGAGCCGCUGGACGAGCCGGGGGCCGACGGGCGGGGGCUGGUGGUGCGGGGCCGGCACCUGGUGCUGCUGGACACGGCGGCCGCGGCGGCCGAGCAGCACCGGCCGCGGGCACAGGAGACGGUGACACCGCCCACCCUGGUGCUGGCACCGGGCACGGGGCCUCACCUGCGCCAGGUGUCGGGGCUGCGCCGGGCGCUGCCCCCCAACGUGCACCUGCUGACGCUGGAGCCGCGCGGCGCCGGCGCCGUCCUGACCCUUUUCUCGGCCUUCACCAUCACCUCAGUGCAGGAGAUGGCGCUGGGGGGGGACAUCCCCCUGCACAGCGUGUCCCGCCUGCUCUGGAACACACCCACAGGCACCCCCAAAGCCCGGCCUGUGGCCAGGCUGGACCCGCGCCGCGUGCGGCUGGAGCCGAUGGAGAUCCGAACCUUCCUGGCCUCUGUGCGGUACCGGGGGCCGGGGGGGUCCUGAGAAACCCCCCACCCCAAAAAAAAGAAUCCAACUCAA